Messenger RNA from Exaiptasia diaphana, 1088 nucleotides. Its product is annotated as golgin subfamily A member 6-like protein 7. Bases 53 to 985 code for a protein of 310 amino acids. The record is from RefSeq and is a predicted model, not a curated record. Lineage: Eukaryota; Metazoa; Cnidaria; Anthozoa; Actiniaria; Aiptasiidae. The transcript has 7 exons.
CUGAAACUGUUUACAAACCACCAUCUGAGAAGAUCUCCAUAACUGUUAAAAAAUGCCUCCUAAGAAGAAAGGAAAAGGGAAAAAAGGAAAGGGAAAAGGUGGUGAUAAAGAUUCUGGUUCUGACGGUCCAGUUCCAAAAGAUGAACCGACCGAAAAAGAACAGGAAUUACGAAAAGAGUUAGAUCAGCUCACUGAAAAGUUGAAAACCGUAAAGAACGAAGUAGAGGAUUUGAGGAAGGAAAAUGAAUGGUUACAAGAAGAAGCUCAGCAAACUAGACUUGAAAGUCAUGAGUAUAUGUCGUACAUGUCCAAGAAAACACAAAAGCGGCAGACAACUAUAAUAUCGUUAAGUGACAGAAACCAACAAGAAAUCAAAAACAUUGAUGAGCAAAAAGAACAACUACUAAAAGAAUUUGGUCAAAAGAAGGAAGGUUUGAAACUAGUGAUGCUGGAAAAAGAAGCUGAAUUGGCAAGAACCAAAAAUGAAUUAGCAGAUUUGGAAGAAUACCAAAUCUUACAAAAAGAUCAAGAAGCUGAAAUUCAACGUUUGGAAAAUGAAGUACAAACCAUGAGAAAGAAACAUUCUGAAGCCAUACAGAAACUAAAGAGUUCUUUUUUGAGAGAAAAACGAGGAUUUCAAAAGGAAUCUGACAGCAAAAUACAAGAGAUGGCUCAACAGGCGACACAGGAAGCAAGGCAGUGUCUUGAAGAACACACCAACAACAUCAAGAAUGACAACAAAAUAUUGCGACAUGAACUUCUGCAGUUAAUAAGGAAAACCCGUGCUCUACAUGAGCACCGUGAAGAACUUGAGGCUCAACAUAAUGCCUUGCUGCGUGAAAUACAGUAUGGGCGUGAUUUGAAGAAAUUACAUGGCACAAGACAGAAUAGGCUGUGGAAAACAUUUGGAAUUGAUCCCAGUGAACACAAGCAAACAGAUACAAGCUCCAAUAAAGACAAACUUGCAAUUCUGUUCAAGAAUUAACAUUUUAAACAGCAAGGAAAUGUGAUUUGAGCAUUAAAUAUUUAUUUUAUUGUAGAAAACUGUUAUGAAUUCUAUUGUACAUAAUAAAUAAAAAUGUUUUUUC